AUGAGCUGGAAAGACACAAACAAGCAUUUGCAAAUCCUCAGAUCCGCCGAAGAGGGCGGAUAUGGAGUGAUUGCAGCCAUUGCAUACAACGUCGAGCAUGUGACUGCAUUUGUCCAAGCAGCCAACAGCCGCAAAUCACCUCUGAUCCUCCAAUUAUUUCCCUCGGCCCUUGAACUUACUCCUUCGCUUGUCUACGCAGCAGCCGCAGCAGCUCGGUCUGCAUCAGUCCCUAUUUCGGUGCAUCUCGAUCACGCACAGAAUGCAGAACAGAUCAAGUAUGCUGCGGACAAUUACCCCUUUGACUCUAUCAUGGUGGAUAUGAGUCAUUAUGAGAGGGCAGAAAAUAUCGAAAAGACCAAGGCGUUGAAAGAGUAUUGCCAUGAGAAGAAAAUAGCUGUGGAAGCAGAAACCGGUCGUAUUGAGGGCGGUGAGGAUGGAAUCAUGGAUACUGGCGAUUUAGCAGUGAUUUUGACAAGCGCCGAGGAUGUCGAGGAUUUCAUCUCUGCCGAUGUCGAUGCAAUUGCACCGGCUGUGGGUAACAUCCAUGGAGAUUACGGCCCAAAGGGACCUGAAUUGGACUUUGAAAGACUUCAAGGAAUCUACAAGCAAAUCAACAAGCGCGUCCGACUAGUUCUUCACGGCACCAACGACUUCACCCCCGAACUGAUGACAUCCUGCGUCAAAGCCGGAGUCUCCAAAAUAAAUGUCAAUAAACUCCUCCUAGCACCCUGGCAAGCUCAUAUUGAGGAAAAUAUACACAAGCCUCUGACCCAGGUCAUGCAAGAGGGUAUUGAAGUCUUGACCAAAGAGACUGAGAGAUGGAUGGAUAUUGUGGGAAGCAGUGGAAAGGCGUUCGUGUCUCAUGACAACCGCUUCAGCAACAUACUCGGCGACUCACCCAAACUCGAACUACUCGUCGAAAACAACAAUUACCCCUUCGCACACGAGGCUGGUGUCUUCUUCGAAUCCACCAACGAGCUUUUCAUCACCAGCAACCGCUUCGGCGACAAGCCGGGUAUACCCAGUCACAAACAACGCGUCCAAAUCUCCAAGGUCACCAUCAACGACUCUGACCCUUCCAAAUCAGUAUGCGAAGAAAUCGACUCUAGCGCCGUGCCCAUGGGCAACGGCGGCGUCAACUACAAAAAUGGAAUCCUAUUCUGUGGCCAGGGAUCUCUGGACAGACCCAGUGGAUUAUACUUCAUGCAAGCCACUGCGCCGUACAAUGUCGAGCUUUUGGUAUCAAACUACCACGGCCGCGAAUUCAACUCCGUCAACGAUGUGGUCAUUCACGAAGACGGUUCGAUCUGGUUCACUGAUCCGCCUUAUGGAUUUGAGCAGAAUUAUCGCCCUCCUUUACGACUGCCGCCUCAGGUUUAUCGUUUUGAUCCAGCCAGUAAAAGUAUACGGGCCAUGGCUGAUGGGUUUGGGCAUCCGAAUGGAUUGUGUUUUUCGCCGGAUGAGAAGACGUUGUAUGUCACGGAUACGGAUUGGAUUCAUGGAAGUGGUACGACGAGGGAUGAGAGGCCGUCUACUAUAUACGCUUUCGAUAUAAUCACCAGACAUGGCGAGCCAUUCCUUGCAAACCGCCGCCUCUUCGCCUUUGCCGAUAACGGUAUUCCCGACGGCAUCAAAUGCGACAUGGACGGCAACGUUUACAGCGGCUGCGGUGAUGGUGUCAACGUCUGGUCUCCUGGCGGAGUACUUCUGGGAAGAAUACUUGUGACUGGAGGUGUCGCUAAUUUUUGCUUUGGGCGACGAGGAGAGAUGUACCUGCUUAAUGAGCAUCGGUUGUGGAGGGKGAAGUUGGCCGAACAUGUUCGCGGAGCAUUAUUGAAGAUCUGA
This is a messenger RNA of Talaromyces amestolkiae, 1845 nucleotides long. RefSeq lists its product as uncharacterized. The transcript has 6 exons. Gene Ontology annotation, molecular function: zinc ion binding; aldehyde-lyase activity. The record is from RefSeq and is a predicted model, not a curated record. Gene Ontology annotation, biological process: carbohydrate metabolic process. Bases 1 to 1845 code for a protein of 614 amino acids. NCBI's taxonomy places the organism in Eukaryota, Fungi, Ascomycota, Eurotiomycetes, Eurotiales, Trichocomaceae.